CUGAUCUGGUCACGUGAGUCCCUCGGGUCAACGGGAGGGGGGGGACAAACAUGGCAGACGAGGUAAGGGAGGUAAACACAGCUGUUGAUGACCAUGCAGAAAAACAACAGCCAGGUGAGCCUGAAGUUUCAGCCCCGGAGACUAACGUUGAGUCCGAUGGCAGCAGCGGACAGGACUUGGCGGAGAGGUCCACUCCGGCUCCGGAGAACAGUUGGUCGGCUCCUAUUCUGUCUCUGGCUCGGAGGGCCACGGAGACGAUUAGCAGCGGGAUGAGCUACGCUGCUGCGCCGAGAAAGUCCUCUCAUGGAUCCGCUGCAAGCUCUCCGACCGAGAACGAGCCCGAAAAUGGUCUCAACAACACUUCAAAGAAGCUUCCCGUUCUGCCCCCUAAAGACCCCAUGGCGAUAGAAAGAUCCAACCUUCUUAGCAUGAUGAAGCUGAGCGUCAAAGUUUUAAUUCAGUCCUCCUUGAGUCUGGGCAGGACUCUCGACUCCGAGUACCCCCCUCUAAUGCAGUUUUUUGUUGUCCUCGAGCACUGCCUCAAACAUGGGCUUAAAACCAAGAAGUCCUUCAUUGGUCAGAACAAGUCCAUUUGGGGACCUCUGGAACUUGUAGAAAAAAUAUGUCCAGAAUCUGUCAACAUUGCCACGAGUGCCAGAGACCUGCCUGGCAUCAAGACAGGUUUAGGGAGAGCACGGGCCUGGCUGCAUUUGGCGCUUAUGCAGAAAAAAGUAGCAGACUAUAUGAAAGCCCUGCUAGACCACAAGGACCUCCUGAGUGAGUUUUAUGACUCUGGAGCAUUGAUGAUUGAGGAGGAAGGAGCAGUGAUGGGAGGGCUGCUGGUGGGCCUCAAUGUCAUUGACGCUAAUCUCUGUAUUAAAGGCGAGGAUCUUGAUUCCCAGGUGGGAGUCAUUGACUUUUCCCUCUACCUUAAAGACCCCCCAAACAGUGAAACUCCACAAGAUGAUGCCAAGAUGACAGCCAUAUUGGAUCAGAAGCACUACAUUGAAGAGUUAAAUCGCCACCUAAGUGGCACAGUCACCGACCUUCAGGCCAAGAUGGACUCUCUAGAAAAGACCAACAGCAAACUUGUAGAAGAGCUGACAGCAGCAACAGACCGAAUCAACUCUCUGCAGGAAGAACAGCAACAUCUUAAAAAGGAGAAUGAUUCCAUCUUACAGUCCAGCCAGAAAAAGGAAGAGGCAGCUCUUCAGGACAGCAAGGUGGAGCUGGAGACAUACAAGCAGACUCGGCAAGGCCUGGAUGAGAUGUACAAUGUGGUGUGGAAACAGUACAAGGAAGAAAAGCGGAUUCGCCAGGAACUGGAGCGGGAACUUGAGCUCCAGGUGGGCUUGAAGCAGGAGAUGGAGGUGGCCAUGAAGCUACUAGAGAAGGAUACCCAUGAGAAACAGGACACACUUGCAGCCUUACGACUCCAGUUGGACCAAGUCAAGACUCUUAAUGUUCAAAUGUUCCAAAAAGCUCAGGAGUCAGAACGACAAGCUGAAAAAAAACAGGCAGAGGCUGUGCAGCUUGAGCAGAGGAUGAAUGAAAUGGAGAAAACAAUGGUGGAGCUAGAGCAGAGACUACAGAACUCAGAGCGAGAGCGCAAACAAAGUGACCAGUCAGACCAAGACAUGAAGGUGGAGCUGGAAGGAAAAGUAGAUGCUUUGCAGAAACAACUAACAGACCUGGACACACUCAGGUUGGGUUUGGAGAACGAGCUGCGCACUGAGAGAGAAGAGAGGCAAAGCUUGCAAAAAGUUCUCCAACGGGAACAGGAUAACAGCGCAGAACUCCGCACUCAGCUGCAGCAGCUGCAGGGGCUGCACACGGAGCUGCAGGAUUUGAAGCAAGAGAAACAGCAGUUGCAGCAGAGGUGCGAGCAGCAGGAACAGGCACUACAGGAGAUGGGACUGCACCUCAGCCAAUCUAAACUCAAGAUGGAAGACUUUAAAGAGGUCAACAAGGCCCUGAAGGGCCAUGCCUGGUUGAAAGAUGACGAAGCCACUCAGUGCAAGCAGUGCCACAAGGAGUUCUCCAUCUCACGCAGAAAGCACCACUGCAGAAACUGCGGAGACAUCUACUGCAACAGUUGUUCCAGUAAUGAGCUGGCCUUACCCUCUUAUCCUCGGCCUGUGCGGGUGUGCGACGUCUGCCACUCGCUCUUGCUGCAGAGAAGCUCCUCCACAGGUUCCUGACAACGUUCCACCAGCUUUCUGCAAAUGCUUCAACACUGCAUAAACUUAACCAAUAUGAUUUUAAAUGCUUAAGUUAAUUAUACAUAUCAAACCUGAUUUGGGGUUCCAUUGGUAGUUACCUGAAAUUCAGGUAAAUAAGUAAAUCUUUGCUAAACAAUGGCCACCUCUUUUAACACCGAUCAGCUAAUUGAUGCCACAGACGUGAUUUAGCAAAAACACAAAGUUUCACCUGUCAGUGUUCUGUUACUAUCGACUAAUGCUGGUUAAACAAUUUGGUAAUCUUCAUAAACUGACUUCUUACUGUGAUUUUUCUAUUUCAAAAAUGUGGAUGUUGGUUUGUUGAGGUAAAAUUGAGAUUACUGUUGGUUUUUCAGCUUUUGCUGAGGAUCUUUUGGUAGCCGGUUUAUAGAGAACACAAGUACUUUGUUUCGAUAUUUAACUUAGAUUUUCUAACAGCUAUAAUCCCAGCUGAAGCUUGUGUAAAUCGCUAGAAUGUGGGAAAAAAUCUAACUACUUUAGAAUGUAUUAUAUUAAGGUUUUGUGGUUUUGAAUGACAAAGCCAUUUCCAGAAUUUAGGAAUAGUGACUGUUGUUUUUUUUCCCCUUUUUUUGUUCCUCCAAUCUUGAUAUUUGAUACAUGAAUAAAGCCUCCUGUUUUUCUAAUUGAUGUUUCAGUUACCGUAGAUAUUCCAGACUAGUUUAUUCACUUUGUGCACAGAAAAUACAAAUAGCAUUUUGAAGCGGUAAAAACCUUCAAUGGCAACAGAUUUUAAAUUCAUUUUCUCUUGAUGCAGCCUUCAUCCACAACUGCUCUAACAGUCAAACUGUAGAAAAAAAACACGCUUGGACCACGUGAAGGGUCAAAUUCAGAUUAACAUCUUAACUGGAAAC
Molecule: messenger RNA, 3091 nt
Organism: Melanotaenia boesemani (Boeseman's rainbowfish)
Lineage: Eukaryota; Metazoa; Chordata; Actinopteri; Atheriniformes; Melanotaeniidae
Gene: rufy1
Product: RUN and FYVE domain containing 1
Biological process (GO): protein transport; regulation of endocytosis
Cellular component (GO): cytoplasm
Molecular function (GO): metal ion binding
Source: RefSeq, a predicted model, not a curated record